Messenger RNA from Athene cunicularia (burrowing owl), 6898 nucleotides. RefSeq names its product peptidylglycine alpha-amidating monooxygenase (gene PAM). The record is from RefSeq and is a predicted model, not a curated record. The transcript has 27 exons. NCBI's taxonomy places the organism in Eukaryota, Metazoa, Chordata, Aves, Strigiformes, Strigidae. The coding region runs from base 527 to 3436 and encodes 969 amino acids. Gene Ontology annotation, cellular component: membrane; extracellular region. Gene Ontology annotation, biological process: peptide metabolic process. Gene Ontology annotation, molecular function: peptidylglycine monooxygenase activity; copper ion binding; protein binding.
GAGUUCUUCCUGCUUUGUAUCCUGGCAUAAGAAGAUGAGUGAUAUUCUGUACCCAUUUUUUUGGGGAGCAGAUUUAAGAAAUUUUUUUACUUUAGCACAUUAGAUACAUCCAGAUGACUGAUGCUGGUUUCUGCGAUGCCACUUGGAGUCUCCAGCACUGUGGAUUGAGAAGUAACAUGAAGAUUUAACUGCACAACCUGGAGACAAAGCGUCAGGAGUGCCUACUUCUUUUCAGGUCCUUAAGUGGAUACAAGUACAGUGUCAUCUAUCAGCAAGAAGAUUCUUCAACAGAUUUUUACAGCUAAUAAUAAGGACAAAAUAGCAUUAUCCACGUCCCUGAUGUACAGUGCAUCACUUUCCAAGACAGAUGGUCUGUCAGAAGCUAGAGGAUGCCCACAGAGCACAUAAUAAUGAAGUAGUGAAUUGAUACUGCUGCUGCUGCCAUCUAAUUGUCAGGAUCACAGCUGAUAGAACUGCACUGCCCUUUUUCUGCUCCCUUAAUCAGGCCAGAAACAGCAGGGUGGACAUGGCUGGCCUCAUUAACAACCUUCUAAUACUGUUUCUUGUUUUUCAAAACAUCUGUUUGGGUUUCAGAAGCCCGCUUUCUGUCUUCAAGAGGUAUAGAGAUACUACCAGAUCUCUUCCCAGUGAAUGCAUUGGAAGUGACCGGCCGGUCAUUUCACUUGGUCUGUCAGAUUUUGUACUGGACAUUCUUAUGCCUGGGGUGACGCCUAAGCAGUCCGAUACCUACCUCUGCAUGUCAGUACCCCUUCCAGUGGAUGAUGAAGCCUAUGUAGUUGACUUUAAGCCUCAUGCCAGCAUGGACACUGUCCAUCACAUGUUACUCUUCGGAUGUAAUGAACCCUCUUCUACCAAAAAUUACUGGGACUGUGAUGAAGGAACAUGCAAAGACAAAUCUAACAUUUUAUAUGCUUGGGCAAGAAAUGCUCCACCCACCCAGCUACCCAAAGGUGUUGGAUUCAGAGUUGGAGGGCAAACAGGUGGCAGAUUUUUUGUGCUUCAGGUACACUAUGGGGAUAUUAGUGCUUUUAGAGAUAAACACAAGGACUGCUCUGGUGUAACUUUACAUCUGACACGUCAAAAGCAGCCUUUGAUUGCUGGAAUGUAUCUUAUGAUGUCUGUGAACACUGUAAUACCACCAGGUGAGAAAGUGGUUGAUGCAGACAUUGCCUGCCAUUACAAAAGGUUUCCAAUGCACCUUUUUGCCUACAGAGUUCAUACACACAGACUAGGUAAAGUAGUGAGUGGAUACAGAGUGAGAAACGAUCAAUGGACAUUGAUUGGUAGACAGAGUCCACAACUACCACAGGCAUUCUAUCCAGUAGAACAUCCUGUAGAUGUUAGCUAUGAUGACAUCCUAGCAGCUAGAUGUGUGUUCAGUGGUGAAGGCAGAACUACAGAGACACAUAUAGGGGGAACAGCCAAUGAUGAAAUGUGUAACUUUUAUAUUAUGUACUAUAUGGAAGCCAAGCAUGCUGUCUCAUAUAUGACUUGCACACAGAAUGCAAACCCUGAAAUAUUCAGAAAUAUACCACAGGAGGCAAAUAUUCCUAUUCCAGUCAAGUCUGAUAUGCUGAAGAUGGCACAUGGACAUCAUGAAGAAACAAAGGAUACUGGUAAAAGUUCUUUGCUGCAGCAUGACAAAAAAGAAAAGGACAAGCUUUUGGAUCAAGGUGAUUUCUAUUCGCUCCUUUCCAAGCUGCUAGGAGAAAGGGAAGAUGUUUUGCAUGUGCAUAAGCAUAACCCUACAGAAAAGUCAGAAUCCUAUCUUGUAGCUGAGAUUGCUAAUGUAGUCCAAAAGAAGGAUCUUGCCAGAGAGAUCACAAAUCGUGAUGAAAGGGACAAUACUAUUCUUGUCAGAGACAGAAUUCACAGAUUUCACAGACUAGAGUCUACCCUGAGGCCACCAGAGAACAGACAUUUCUCUUUACAACGGCCUAAACAUGGUGAGGGAAGCUGUGAAAAAGAACAUACAGGAGAUUUCCAUGUAGAAGAGGCUGUGGAGUGGCCUGGGUUAGACCUCAAACUAGGCCAAGUUUCUGGGUUGGCUCUGGAUGCUGAAAAUAACCUAGUUAUCUUCCACAGAGGUGAUCAUGUCUGGGAUGAAAAUUCUUUUGACAGCAAGUUUGUUUAUCAGCAAAGAGGACUUGGACCAAUUGAACAGAACACAAUUCUUGUCCUGAAUCCAAGUAAUGCAAAACUGCUUCAUUCCAUGGGCAAAAGUCUAUUUUAUUUACCACAUGGUUUGAGUGUAGAUAAAAAUAACUACUGGGUCACUGAUGUAGCUCUCCAUCAGGUUUUCAAACUAGGAGCAUAUGCCAAAGAACCAUUACUUACGUUAGGAGUCGCUUUGCAACCAGGCAGUGACAAAAAUCAUUUUUGUCAACCAACUGAUGUGGCUGUGGAUCCAAUCACUGGCAGCAUUUAUGUCUCCGAUGGCUACUGUAACAGUCGAAUCAUCCAGUUCUCUUCAAAAGGAUUGUACGUGAUGCAGUGGGGAGAAGGUACAGAGACUUCUUUAGGCAGAGCCAGACCUGGACAGUUUCAUAUCCCUCACAGCUUAGCCCUGAUCCCUGACUUCAGUCAGCUAUGUGUUGCAGACAGGGAAAAUGGUCGAAUUCAGUGCUUCAUGUUAGAGACUGGGGAGUUCAUAAGAGAAAUCAAACACAAAUCAUUUGGAAGAGAGUUGUUUGCGGUUUCAUAUGUGCCAGGUGGUCUCCUCUUUGCAGUUAAUGGAAUGCCUUAUCCUGGAGAAGCAGAACCCAUUCAAGGAUUUGUGAUGAACUUCUCUACUGGAGAAAUAAUUGAUACUUUCAUUCCACUUAGAAAGAGCUUCGAGAUGCCACAUGAUGUUGUUGCUUCAGAAGAUAAAACAGUAUUCAUUGGAGAUGUUCAAGUCAGAACAGUGUGGAAGUUUGCAUCCAUAGAAAAAAUGGAACAUCGGUCAGUUAAAAAGGCUGGUAUUGAGGUACAGGAAAUAAAAGAAUCGGAAACAAUUGUAGAAGCCAGAUUGAAAAACAACCCAGAAUCAACAGACGCUCUAAAGAAGCACGAAAAACAACAUUUGGUCCAACAGGCCAGCACUGGAGUUUCCUUUGUUCUUAUUACAACUCUUCUAAUUAUCCCUGCUGUUGUCCUACUGGCAAUUUUAGUAUUUGUUCGGUGGAGGAGAACAACUGGCUAUGGAGCUGAUGGAGAACACAAACUUGAUUCAAGUUCAGGCAGAAUUUUAGGCAGACUUAGAGGGAAAGGCGGUGGUGGCCUUAACCUUGGGAACUUCUUUGCUAGUCACAAAGGCUAUAGCCGAAAAGGAUUUGACCGACUGAGCACUGAAGGAAGUGAUCAAGAAAAAGAUGAUGAUGGCACAGAUUCAGAGGGAGAGUGUUCAGCACCCCCACCAGCACCUUCAUCCUGAAACCAGCCUUUGAGUUCUCCAUUAAUAUGAUUCAACCCAGGAUGUCAGAUUCCUUUUUCCUUAAGCACGUUUAAGAUUUUGUGUAUUUAAUUGUAAACUGUACUAGUCUAUGUGGGGCUGUACACUGGUUCCUUUAAUUUUUGUUUGGUUUUAGUUCUGUUUUUAAGUGGAGGAGUGUAUGGAAGUUCCAUAUCAGUGACGCUGUUUUUUAUGUGAACGUCUUAAUAAAGCAAAGAGUCUUCUAAUUGCAGCACUGAUUUAAAGCAGUAGUAUUUUCUCAUCUCGAUUUGGGGAUCUUGUAAAUAAGUCUUACUAUCUGCUUCAUCAAAAUAUUUUUCCCAUAACUAUUCAGUUGCCAAUUUCUGUUUUGUGCCUUUCCUCUUCAAUGUCCUUAACCUGUUGCAGUACAGAGAAAAUACAGUGCCACAAGAAAAUGAAGCUGCUAAGUCUUCUUCUAUUUUUUUAAAAUCACUAUCAUGAUAUUGCAUUGAAGGAAAGAAAAAAAGUGUCUAUUUAAUUCUUUUUCUUCCUCCUAACUUCAUGUGUUUCUGGGAUGUCUUAUUUUUAGAUGGUAUCUCUGUUAGAACAAUAUUUUCAGAAGCUGAAUGUAAUUUGUGUAAUAAAGUAUUUGCAGAGCAUUAGUCUUCAGUGUACUUUGGAAUUUUUGCAUCCUUUUAAGUUUUUUCUAUACAAAUUUGUAAAAGUUACACAGACCACUUAAUACAGUAAAAAUUUUAAUGUCUUCUACCAGCAGAAAAAAGUGCUAUUUUUUUAUGGAAUCUAGAAAAAUAUUUUGCUAUAUCAUAAGGGUUUUUUUUAAAGACUAAUAAUUUACAUACAUGUACAAAGGCAAACUUAAAACAUUUAAAGAGGAAUUUUACUUGUAUCAUAAAACUGCAGGGUAUUUAAUAAAACUUGGUCAAGGCUAAGAGGAAACCUUUGUCUCAAAUUAAAUAUGCAAAAUAGUCAGGGUAGGCAUCUAGUACUACUUGAUUUGUAGUAUGAAUUUUCUUGUUUCUCCACACAUCCUUUUUCAUUUAUAUAACAGGAGUCCUCACUCCCCUAAUGUGCUUACCUACUGAACAGGAGACUUGCAGAAGACCUGCUAAUUAUCCUGGCUGUAUGAGUUAUCUGAAGUGUGAAUCAUUGUGUGACAUUAUGAUUUAUCAUUCUAGUUUGAGGAUCAGAGCAUGAUUAAUCUCCUUUUAAAGACUGCAUUAUGAACAGAGUGUACACAGCUGUAAUUGCCACAGGGUUUUAUGAAACAGCUUUUAUUAUUGUCAUUGCAGGUGUUGAAAUAAACUAUUGCUAGUGUUGAGCUUGAAAAAUAAAUAGGUUUUAGAUUUCUUAUAACAGCACAAUUUGCAAGGUGUUUUUUUGAGGGAAUAUGGGUAAUGAUAGGGGAACAAGAGAUAAGAUUGAAAUUGCCAUCGCAAUUAAGGAGCUGUCCUUGCCACAAAUAUUAUUAGGUGUAAGUUGAUUCCUUAAGAAGCAUUUUAAGCUUAAGUAGUUUUCUCACUGAGCAGUGCACUGUAGCAGUUAAUGAGCAUUUCUAGAUCAAUGCAGUAAAUCGCACCAGCUCCUUGCUUGCUAAAGCUAGAUUUAUGUUUUCUCAGAACUUUAUAACAUGAUAGACCUAAAAGUAUUAGGAUUAAGUGUGGGUCAUGGUACACAUAAGGGACUGUUCUUGCUGUUCUAAUAUUGCUGUGCAACCGAAUUGGAUGUAUUUUAUUUGAAGAUUUGCAGCUUCCUGUCUCUCUCUGCUCAUAGAAGUUUAGCACAUCAAAUGUGCUAACACUCUAGACUAUUGCAGUACUCUGUUAAUGGACAUGAUCUAUAAUAACAUGUUUGUAUUCAAGCAGUGCUUUAAUUUACUGUGUAAUGAUACAGUUACAUUGGUAAAAGUAAACUUCUUGCACAAAUUUAUGGAAACUGAGUAGUGUGUAAGAAAAGACAUUUUGGUCAUGCCAUUAAAUUUUUCUUCAGAUGAAGGAUGGAAAGAGUUACCAGGAGGAGCAUAUAGGUUGUGAGGGGGGCAAGAAAGUUCCUCCAGAAUACCUGAAGAAAUUCACAACCACUGUCUUCUGUAAACCCAGUUUCUUGGGAUGGGAACUAUACCACUUCAAUGUUAAGCUGUAUUUUGCAGUGUGCUGGAAUGUAGUUGUGCAUAUUAUAAACGACAAGGUUCUUGUCCUUCCUGUAAACACUUAACAAUACAUAAAUAAACAGUUGAGGGAAUUAAAUUCUCAGAAAUAACUUAUAUGUGAAUCUUCGUAAUGGCUGAAUUGGCAUAAACUGAACAUCCGUACUAUGAUACUUUUGUUAGGAAUGAUAAUUUCACCUGAAUCAAGUAGCUGGAAAGUAUCAGUUUGGCUUCUUAGAGCUGCUGAUCAAUUUGUUGAAUGUCUGUGCUUUGUAUGAGAAUAUACAGAUAAUUAUUUAAUCGUAUAAUUUUUUUCUCUUAUUUUUGAAAUCUACCUUAUUUUUCAGCUGAUGGAGAACACAAACUUGAUUCAAGUUCAGGCAGAAUUUUAGGCAGACUUAGAGGGAAAGGCGGUGGUGGCCUUAACCUUGGGAACUUCUUUGCUAGUCACAAAGGCUAUAGCCGAAAAGGAUUUGACCGACUGAGCACUGAAGGAAGUGAUCAAGAAAAAGAUGAUGAUGGCACAGAUUCAGAGGGAGAGUGUUCAGCACCCCCACCAGCACCUUCAUCCUGAAACCAGCCUUUGAGUUCUCCAUUAAUAUGAUUCAACCCAGGAUGUCAGAUUCCUUUUUCCUUAAGCACGUUUAAGAUUUUGUGUAUUUAAUUGUAAACUGUACUAGUCUAUGUGGGGCUGUACACUGGUUCCUUUAAUUUUUGUUUGGUUUUAGUUCUGUUUUUAAGUGGAGGAGUGUAUGGAAGUUCCAUAUCAGUGACGCUGUUUUUUAUGUGAACGUCUUAAUAAAGCAAAGAGUCUUCUAAUUGCAGCACUGAUUUAAAGCAGUAGUAUUUUCUCAUCUCGAUUUGGGGAUCUUGUAAAUAAGUCUUACUAUCUGCUUCAUCAAAAUAUUUUUCCCAUAACUAUUCAGUUGCCAAUUUCUGUUUUGUGCCUUUCCUCUUCAAUGUCCUUAACCUGUUGCAGUACAGAGAAAAUACAGUGCCACAAGAAAAUGAAGCUGCUAAGUCUUCUUCUAUUUUUUUAAAAUCACUAUCAUGAUAUUGCAUUGAAGGAAAGAAAAAAAGUGUCUAUUUAAUUCUUUUUCUUCCUCCUAACUUCAUGUGUUUCUGGGAUGUCUUAUUUUUAGAUGGUAUCUCUGUUAGAACAAUAUUUUCAGAAGCUGAAUGUAAUUUGUGUAAUAAAGUAUUUGCAGAGCAUUAGUCUUCAGUGUACUUUGGAAUUUUUGCAUCCUUUUAAGUUUUUUCUAUACAAAUUUGUAAAAGUUACACAGACCACUUAAUACAGUAAAAAUUUUAAUGUCUUC